AUGCUCUUCCCGGCGAAUCUACUCCCCAACAGUCCACCUCUUGACACAAAGAAGGCGUUGAUAUUGUUGGACUUCCAGAAUGACUUCGUCAGCCACGAUGGAAAACUAUCUGUCGAAAACGUUCGGGGCUUCCUACCCAACCUGACCACCCUUGUUAAAGAGUUCCGCACGAAAGGAGAUGUGAUAUGGGCUGGAACCGAAUACAGGCAAUCUCGUUCCACUCGGUCUGCUGUGACAGGGUCUCAUUCCAUCCUCCUUAAGCAGUUCCUGCAGGGGCAAGACAAUGAUGACGAAGAAGGUGUGCAUUAUAACGAUCCUAUUUACACUCGCUCACCUGCCGAAGCUCCUCUCUCCCCAACAAAGACCCCGGACCGCUGGCAUGAUCGUGAAGCCUUCCUUACCCCAACCAUGACAAUGACACGCCACAGGUGUUGUUUGCCCGGCUCUACUGGUAUUCGGUACCCAAAAGCUAUCGAGUCUACCAUGGAUCCUCAGAAAGAUUUGAUAAUGCUCAAAUCUCACUAUUCGGCAUUCGUUGACACUCAACUUCUGAUGCAUCUCAGGACAAGACUAAUCACCCAAAUCUAUGUCUGUGGGUCGCUUUCGAACAUUUCCGUUUAUGCAACUGUCCUUGAUGCCGUAUGUCACGGCCUAGAGGUGACUAUCAUCGAGGACUGUCUCGGCUAUCGUGACGAGAUGUGUCAUACCGAGGCCGUACGGCAGAUGGCCGACAGCAUGGGAGCAAAUGGUAUCGACUGCCAAGAACUUCGAGACGAUAUUGCUGGUCUGUUGGGCGAUGUGAUCAAAGAGGAAGAUUUCACCACCAAAUUCCAAGUCAGCUUGCCGCGUCCAACAUGCCGGACAAAGUCGCACACGUCCAAAAGUCAGAUUCGCAACUGGAUAUCCAACGUGGAAAGUGACGAGUUUAUUACUCCCCCGCCGGAAAUGGAAAGAAAGUCUUCGAAAAGGAUCGGAAAUAUAGGUGACAGCAAAAGGGAUAAUGACUCCAAGGGUGACUCACUGAAGAUCUCACCCCAUGCCACUUCAAGCGAGCAAAGCCCCCCACGAAAGAGGUCAACUAGCGACGUUGAUUCUUUAGAAGAGAAUCGGAGCUGCAAAUUGUCCCAUAAACCAUCCACGAGGCGCAGCUCGGAGAAUAGUCGCAACUCAGAAAUGGCGAAGCAGAAACAGAAACCCUCAGCCAGGAAACGAUGGCCCUCUCAGGACACCUUUCAACAGCCACCUAAGCAUAGUAUGACCAGCGUUACUGAGCAUGUUUUACCAACUAUGGCUGAUAUUGCGGACAAAAAUCCGAGUCUUGAUACCAAAAAGAACGAGGAACACAAUGCAUUUUCAAAGCUGUACAGUGAGCAUCAUCCGUGCGGACAGAAGAAGAAGAAUAAAAGCGUACCCAAUAUUGUUGGUCAAGGGGAUAGGAUUGGCAACGGUGAUUGCCAGCUUUGUAUCGACGUGAUCGAAAGUGAAGAGGCUGAGAAUGCCUUCUACGCUCUGAGAGAUCAAGUACAGUGGAACAAAAUGUACCACCGUUCGGGAGAAGUGCCUCGUUUGGUCGCUGUCCAGGGUGAGAUAAGUGGAAAUGGUUCUAAAUCCCCCAUCUAUAGACACCCCGCGGACGAGUCGCCUGAAUUGCUUCCCUUUGACAGUACGGUCGGCAUGUUAAAAAGAGCCGCCGAAAGGGCUGCCGGGCACUCCUUCAACCACUGUCUCAUCCAGUGGUACCGAAACAGCGAAGAUAAUAUUUCAGAACACUCUGACAAGACGCUCGACAUUGUUCGCGGGUCCAGUAUCGUGAACUUCAGUCUGGGUGCCCAGCGGACGAUGAUCUUGCGGAUGAAGAAGACAGCAAUAAGAACAGAGGGUGGCCAUCGCGAGGACGACCAUUCACGGCCAUCCCAGCGUAUUCAUCUUGCGCACAAUUCCCUUUUCAUUCUCGGCGAGGAGACCAACCAGUAUUGGUUGCACUCGAUUCGAGCGGACAAACGGCCUGCAACGGAAAAGGACGCCGCCGAGCGUGCAUUCGAAGGCCAACGGAUAAGUCUGACAUUUCGACAAAUCGGGACAUUUAUCGACUCUAAAGAAAGCACCAUCUGGGGCCAGGGUGCCCGAGGCAAGAAGGAAAAAGAUGCCCGCAAACUGCUCAAAGGGGUCGAGGCAGAGGCCGAGGGGGAGGUCAUGAUCCGGGCGUUCGGUCAAGAAAAUCACGCCAGCGCCGACUGGAAUUGGGACGAGGUAUACGGAAAGGGUUUUGAUGUUGUCAACUUUGGCGUCAAGACUGAUGCAACCGUGCCGGUUGAUCCCGAGACUGCCCAUGCUGUCUCGUGA
This is a messenger RNA of Exophiala oligosperma, 2343 nucleotides long. RefSeq lists its product as uncharacterized. The transcript has a single exon. Bases 1 to 2343 code for a protein of 780 amino acids. Gene Ontology annotation, cellular component: nucleus. The record is from RefSeq and is a predicted model, not a curated record. Gene Ontology annotation, biological process: DNA alkylation repair; DNA repair. Lineage: Eukaryota; Fungi; Ascomycota; Eurotiomycetes; Chaetothyriales; Herpotrichiellaceae. Gene Ontology annotation, molecular function: dioxygenase activity.